AUCUACAUAGUAUAGAAAGUGCAACAUCCAUCAUAUACAGUUCACGACGCCAGACAAUUCGCCCCACACACUUUCGCUAUCUGGUGAGCCUGGUUGCUUAUAUUCGUGUCAGACCGGUGUCCUUAUCAGCCGGAUCACUUGCGGAACGAAUGAAUCGAUCGAGCAUGGUUGGCCCUUGGAGAGGUCAGUGGUACACAUAUAACAGCGAAGACAGUUUCCGACUGCUGGUUCACUCGGUCAGUAGACUCUAGACAGCCCGCGAACUGCAAAGAUGGUCAUCAGAAUAGCACUGAUUCAACUGAGAAUUGCCGGAUCGAAGGAGAAAAUUUUAAAGAACGCAGUGGACUUGAUUCGUAUUGCCAAGAAGGAGAAAGAAGCCAACGUUGUGGUGCUACCGGAAUGUUUCAACUGUCCGUACAGUGCACAAGAUUUCGAGGCUAGCGCCGAAGAAAUCCCACUCGGACCGACCAGCCUUGCUCUGAGUCAAGCAGCCAGAGACUAUGGUGUUCACAUUGUCGGUGGUUCGAUCGCUGAAAUCUGCUGUGGAAAAUUGUACAACACUUGCACGGUUUGGGGACCGGAAGGAGAGUUGGUGGCAAAACAUCGCAAGGUUCAUCCUCGCAAUGCCAACAUUCCGGAACAGUUCGCCGUUCACGAGGCCCAGGUGAUUUCCCCGGGCGCCAGCUACACUACCUUCUUCGUUGGAGAAACCAAAAUCGGAUUGGGAGUGUGCUGGGAUAUGCGCUUUCCGGAGUUUGCCGCGGCGUAUCGCCAAAUGGGUUGCGGUUUGCUGAUUUAUCCGGCUGCCUGUGAUGCCUACACAGGGGAAAUGCAUUGGGAGUUGCUUGCCAGAAGCCGUGCCCUGGACAACCAAGUGUUUGUUGCAUUCUGCUCACCCGCCCGGGAUUCGCACGCCGAGCUGAUUUGCCACGGACACUCGCUGGUCGUCGAUCCGUGGGGUCAAAUUAUUCAGAUGGGAACCGAAUUCCAGGAGAUUGUGGUGGCCGAUUUAGUGCUUAAAACACUGAACGAGAUACGCGAGCAGAUUCCGGUUCUGGAGGAGAAACGAAAUGAUUUGUAUGAAUUAGUUGUUAAGAAGUAAAUUGUUCGAUAAGCUGCAUGUUCUAACGGAGUUAUAUAUUUUGACCAAGUGCAUAGUUUAAUAGGUUCAUGAAAUGUGAUAAUAAAGAGUUUGGUAGCAACUUUGAA
Malaya genurostris is the source of this 1209-nucleotide messenger RNA. Its product is annotated as omega-amidase NIT2-like. The record is from RefSeq and is a predicted model, not a curated record. Gene Ontology annotation, cellular component: mitochondrion. The transcript has 2 exons. Lineage: Eukaryota; Metazoa; Arthropoda; Insecta; Diptera; Culicidae. Bases 272 to 1102 code for a protein of 276 amino acids. Gene Ontology annotation, molecular function: omega-amidase activity. Gene Ontology annotation, biological process: oxaloacetate metabolic process; L-glutamine metabolic process.